UUUCUAAUCUGGUCUUUGCUCAAUUACUAUUUAGCCAUAAAGGAGUAGAGAGCAGCAAAUUGUGUGUCAGUAUUGCUUUCCCCAUCCCCAUAGGUUGAGCUCCUUAUUUACACUCACACUAAAAUUUGUUGCACGUGGGUGGCAAGCACUCUUCUGGAACACUAGGCAAUAAUUUAGUCUGUAAGGCCAGAUAGGAUUUUCAGCUGAUACUCAGUUGAAACUUUUAUCCUCUUGCUGCAUAGGUAUUUUGAUAUGCUUAUGUAAUGAAGCUGUCUUCAUUUCCAGGCUUAGAAGGGUCACUACUACGUGAUAUCUGCAUUGAUCUACCUACUCUGCUUGGAACUUUUCAUAGCUAACUAUACCCCUACAUGCAUGGAUCCUGGGCCAGUGAAUGCAAGGAAUCAGGUACAGCUGUUCCCACUAUAAGGCCAAGAACAAGGAGACGGGUGCCUUGGCUGCUGCCAAAGUAAUUGAGACCAAGAGUGAGGAGGAGCUGGAGGACUACAUUGUAGAGAUUGAGAUCCUGGCCACCUGUGACCACCCCUACAUCGUGAAGCUGCUGGGAGCCUACUACUUUGAUGCGAAGCUGUGGAUCAUCAUCGAGUUCUGCCCCGGGGGAGCUGUGGAUGCCAUCAUGCUGGAGCUGGACAGAGGCCUCACUGAGCCCCAGAUUCAGGUUGUAUGCCGCCAGAUGCUGGAAGCCCUCCAUUUCUUGCACAGCAAGAAGAUUAUCCACCGGGACCUGAAGGCUGGCAAUGUGCUGAUGACCCUGGAGGGAGAUAUCAGGCUGGCUGACUUUGGUGUGUCCGCCAAGAAUCUGAAAACUCUGCAAAAACGAGAUUCCUUCAUAGGAACGCCUUAUUGGAUGGCCCCGGAGGUGGUGAUGUGUGAGACCAUGAAGGACACCCCGUAUGACUACAAAGCCGACAUCUGGUCCCUUGGUAUCACGCUGAUUGAGAUGGCCCAGAUUGAGCCCCCUCACCAUGAGCUCAACCCCAUGAGGGUCCUGCUCAAGAUCGCCAAGUCGGACCCACCCACACUGCUCUCACCUUCUAAGUGGUCCACGGAGUUCAAAGACUUCCUGAAGACAGCCCUGGACAAGAACCCAGACACCCGGCCCAGCGCUGCACAGCUCCUGGAGCAUCCCUUCGUCAGCAGUGUCACCAGUAACAAGGCUCUGCGGGAGCUGGUGGCUGAGGCCAAGGCUGAAGUGAUGGAGGAGAUCGAAGACGGCCGGGAUGAAGGGGAAGAGGAAGACUCUGUGGAUGCUGCCCCGCCUCUCGAGAACCAUACUCACAACUCCUCUGAGGUGAGUCAGCUGAGCCUCAACACAGACAAGGAAUCAUCUUCCACUCCGCAGCCACCCAGCCAGCCUCAGACCAGUGUGAAUGGGCCUAGCCAGCCCUCUGGGGAUAGAGCCCUCCAAACCACCAGCCCCCCAGCUGUGGCUCCUGCAAAUGAGAAUGGCCCUGUGGUGCCUGCGCCCAUCCGGAGGUCCCGACCCCUGUCAAUGGAUGCCAGAAUUCAGGUCACUCCGGAGAAGCAACUCAUUGACCAGGGUGGGGACCUCACUCCAGCAGCCAUCAGGCCCCAAAAGGCAAGCCAAAGCCGACCCAACAGCAGCGCCCUGGAAACCUUGAGCAGUGAAAAGCUGUCCAAUGGCAGCCUGGAACUCCCUGCCCAGUCUGCUGCAGAACCUUCUAAGAGGAACUCAGAUUGUGGCAACCUCUCCACCUCCGAGAGCAUGGACUACAGCACCUCCCUGUCAGCUGACCUGUCCCUGAACAAGGAGACAGGCUCCCUGUCCAUCAAGGACUCAAAGUUGUACAAAAAAACCCUCAAGAGGACACGCAAGUUUGUGGUGGACGGCGUAGAGGUGAGCAUCACCACCUCCAAGAUCAUCAGCGAGGAUGAGAAGAAGGACGAGGAGAUGAGAUUUCUCAGGCGCCAGGAACUCCGAGAGCUUCGACUGCUUCAGAAAGAAGAGCAUCGGAACCAGACUCAGCUGAGCAACAAGCAUGAACUGCAGUUGGAGCAGAUGCAAAAACGUUUUGAACAAGAAAUCAACGCCAAGAAGAAGUUCUUUGACACGGAGCUGGAGAACCUGGAGCGUCAGCAGAAGCAGCAGGUGGAGAAGAUGGAGCAGGACCACGCUGUGCGCCGCCGGGAGGAGACCAAGCGGAUCCGCCUGGAGCAGGAUCGAGAGUAUACCAGGUUCCAGGAGCAGCUCAAACUGAUGAAGAAGGAGGUAAAGAAUGAAGUGGAGAAGCUUCCCCGCCAGCAGCGGAAGGAGAGUAUGAAGCAGAAGAUGGAUGAGCAUGCUCAGAAAAAGCAGCUUCUGGACCGGGACUUCGUAGCCAAGCAGAAGGAGGACCUGGAGCAGGCGAUGAAGAGGAUCACCACUGACAACAGGCGGGAGAUCUGUGACAAGGAGCGUGAGUGCCUCACAAGGAAGCAGGAGCUCCUUCGAGACCGGGAGGCGGCCCUAUGGGAGAUGGAGGAGCAUCACCUACAAGAGAAGCAUCAGCUGGUGAAGCAGCAGCUCAAAGAUCAGUAUUUCCUGCAGCGGCAUGAGCUGGUGCGCAAGCACGAGAAGGAGCGGGAGCAGAUGCAGCGCUACAACCAGCGCAUGAUGGAGCAGCUGAAGGUGCGGCAGCAGCAGGAGAAGGCACGGCUGCCCAAGAUUCAGAGAAGCGAGGGUAAGACGCGCAUGGCCAUGUACAAGAAGAGCCUGCACAUCAACGGUGCACCCGCUGCUGAGCAGCGCGAGAAGAUCAAGCAGUUCUCCCAGCAGGAGGAGAAGAGGCAGAAGUCAGAGCGGCUGCAGCAACAGCAGAAACAUGAGAACCAGGUGCGGGACAUGGCGGCCCAGUGCGAGAGCAACAUGAGUGAGCUGCAGCAGCUGCAGAAUGAAAAGUGUCACCUCCUGGUAGAGCAUGAAACCCAGAAGUUGAAGGCUUUGGAUGAGUGCCAUAACCAGAACCUGAAGGAAUGGCGGGACCAGCUCCGGCCACGAAAAAAGGCUCUGGAAGAAGAUCUGAACCAGAAGAAGAGGGAGCAGGAGAUGUUCUUCAAACUGAAUGAGGAAACUGAGUGCCUAAACCCCAGCACCCCAAACAAGGCUGCCAAGUUCUUCCCCUACAGCUCUGCAGAUGCUUCUUAACAGCUACCCAAGACUGCCUCUGGGGUUUCCCAUUCUCUGUGAACAAGUAACUCAGGAUCCCCCUUUACUCUUGCUUCCAUGCCAACUCCCUGCCUCAUUCCACCCAGCUGUGCCCAGCAGAUCUGCCCAGUGUUCCUGACUGCUCCCUUACUCUUGGAGGGCUAGGUUUUACUUUAUGUCACCUGACUCUAAUGUAUGUUCUCUGAGCCCCAAAUUCCUUUAAGCUGUAAGUGAUUUUGGCUGUUGGUGGGGUGAAAGUCCAGGAGAAAUGGGUGUUCUGUGGGCUUGAGGUACUUCCUAUUUGCCAAAACACCAGUUUUGCUGUCGCUGGCACCAAACACUGUUGCUGACAUCACCAUGGGCUUGUCCAUACUGUAACUCUUGGUGGCUUUUCAGUCAUUGUCUUCCAUCUCAGACAAGGAUCACUACCCCUAACAGCAUUUUGUUCCCAGUAAAGACCAUAUUGCUCUAGGGGGUGUUCUUCUUCCUCAAUUUGCUUUCCUCAAGACAAGGCCAUGUCUAUAGUGGUGGGAGGGGGGAGAGCCUGAAAUAUUCAUUCUGCUGGUCCUGGUGUUUUGUAUCAUCUUGCGUUGUCCCUUGCUGCACACACAGGGUUUAAAGCCCUGGUACCACCCAGGCUUGCUGCUGCCCUGGGCCUCUUGUGGCCAGGUGGGCUGGAACACUUUUGCUGGCUGAACCUGUGCCACUGAGCACAUAGGUAAAACCACUGGCAUGGUAAUAUGCUGGGUGCUGGCACUGCAGGGCACAGGCUAACCUGCCAGUUUAGCACAUUUUGGCCCCCACUGGGGAGCCUGCGUUCAUGGAGAAAUUCCUUACCAUGCAAAGCGUUCAUUCACAGCCCAGCCUGCUUUCCAGCUCACAUUCACUGAUCUUGCUACAGACAAUUUGGGAAGGACAUUUCCCCUGCCUCAUGCAGCUCUUAUGCUUGGUUUUACACUUGAGACUGAAGCUGACAAUCUGACAGACUUGGACUUUUGUCCAGGAAGAAAAAGCAUCAGGGAGACAUGGGAUGUUCCUGCCCCAGGGAACACAGUAGAAGCAGAGCUUGUGUGUCUGGAGUCCUGGGCCUUCAAUUUACUCAGCUGCCUCCCACAGAUCCUGAUCCUCACAGGUGACAGAGGGCAGAUAACCUAAUAAAGCAAAUGCUCAAACCAGCACUCAUUUUACUUAUGAAGGAAGCUUUUCACCUUGAUUUCCAACUUGAAACAAAUAUAAGUGGCUCUUCCAGGAAGAUUAUCUGCUAUAAACAAACAACAAAACUGAAGGUGAUUUAGAGGGCACAUGCGCAACUUGAGUCUAGAUAUUAUUUUGCUGACUGUAGAGUGGCUGCCACAUCAUAGGAGAUGCUCCCCUUCACUCAUAAAGUUCCAGGUUUGACACUUUAUUUUUGUAGAGCAAUUUCUGGAAAACAAUCUUGGCACUGGCUGCAACUAAAUGGGAAGGAAGGGGUAGCCAUUCAACAGGAAAAGAAAUUUGGGGGCUUGGGAAUCCCCCAGGUCUUAAGCAUACAGAAAAUAUGCUCUGGGGCUUUGAGAAGGCAGUGGUCUUUUGAGGUGAGCGAGCACACAUCUUGCAUGCUUCAGUAUUUGGCCCAGAUGGAGUUUUCAGAUCUCACCCAAAUGAGACAAGUGAAACAAAUAUCCCUCUUUGUUCUCUGCUGCACCGGUGCUGGCAAGACAUGAACUAGCAGCAGUAUAAGCACAGAACCCAUGUUCCACCAGCCAAAGCGAGGACUAGCAGGUGGACAGGCAGGACCACUGAGCUUUGUUUACAAUACUGUCUUUUGCAGCCUGGUGUGAGAGUAUUAGGUGAAAUGCCAGUUUCCGGGUUUAGGCGAAAGUCUUUUGAUCUUGCCCUUAUUUGGCUUGUCAUUCACAUUGGAGUCUUGUUCAAGGAGUUGCUGCUUCCCUGCUCAGUACUGUCUGAAGCCUAAGGCCUAACAGCUCUCCUAUCCUUUCUGGAUGGGGGCUGGUUUGGUCUCCCAGCCUCACAAUUGAGCCAACGUGCAAUACCCGCAGCUGAAAAGCAUGCAGUAUUCCCCAUGCCCUGUGCUUAUAUUUUCUCUGAAGAGCUGUUUCUCAUUUUCAGUCAAUUUUUAGCAGAGUAAAUAUUACUAACUUAUAUUUUCCCUUUAUGAAGGAUAGAAGUUAUUUUUAUGUAGUUUCCAAACUUUAUAUGAAACUUUUGUAAAAUGUUCUUUGCAAAGUUAACUUACAAUAAUGUAAAUAUGCUUCUAAUAAAAUAACAUGGUGAGAAAGUCUACUUGCAUUUGGGGCUGUUCUCUUGGGGUGGGAAAAGCAGGCAGACUUAUCCACAUUUGCUGGCAGGAAAGGGUUCACUAUCUUCUGAGCUCAGACUCUGAGGUUUCUUGGAGAGAGAGCGUGUGCGUGUGCAUGUUCUUUAUAGACAUUUAAUAAUCAUUCUCGUUUACAAUAAGCACUUGAGCUCCAUGUGUUUUCACAUGUUAAGUCACUGAAUCAUUUCAACAAGAUAACAUUGUCAUUCCCAUUUCAUAGAUGAGAAAACCUCACCAUACUCUUAAGUGACACCUAUGGAUUCAAACUUUGACCUUUGAGCACUACCGUCUCCUCCACAGCACCUCUCCAGCCCCCAACUGCCAUAAAAUCUCAGCCACAGCCCCACAGACAACCAGUAGCCGUCACAUAGUGUUUAAAACUAAUGCCCGCUGUUCCCCUCAGCAGUGUAUUUAAGUCAAUCUUUCUGUUCUGCUCCCCACUCUUUCUCUGGUGAAUCCACUCACCCUGCCCCUGCACACCUCUGGCCUACAUCCCAGCUUUUGUAUGCAUAAACUUGGCUGAAAUUUAGCAUUUCCUUUCUUUAUGGGUGAAGGCAACAGCCUCGUAACAGCAGAACCUGUGACUAUCUGCAGCAGAAAGCACAGAGAUCUCAUCUCACAUUAUAGCUGUUGCAGUUAUCUCAAAAUACCAUUUUUGUUCCUCACUUUGGAAUUUUAGUAGUUAUAACUAUCACUAGACCUUU
Talpa occidentalis (Iberian mole) is the source of this 6184-nucleotide messenger RNA. RefSeq names its product serine/threonine kinase 10 (gene STK10). NCBI's taxonomy places the organism in Eukaryota, Metazoa, Chordata, Mammalia, Eulipotyphla, Talpidae. Gene Ontology annotation, molecular function: protein serine/threonine kinase activity; ATP binding. The coding region runs from base 392 to 3163 and encodes 923 amino acids. The transcript has 19 exons. The record is from RefSeq and is a predicted model, not a curated record. Gene Ontology annotation, biological process: protein phosphorylation.